Plectropomus leopardus (leopard coralgrouper) is the source of this 810-nucleotide messenger RNA. The record is from RefSeq and is a predicted model, not a curated record. Lineage: Eukaryota; Metazoa; Chordata; Actinopteri; Perciformes; Serranidae.
AUCCGACACCUGCAGGAGGAGAUAGAGAGGGAGAAAGGUGAACCUUUCAACCCAGCAGGUCUCUUCAACAAUGCUGUGUCCAACAUCAUUUGCCAGCUGGUGAUGGGGAAACGGUUUGACUACAGCGACCACAACUUCCAGACCAUGCUGAAGUAUCUGUCUGAAGCUAUUCAACUGGAGGGCUCUGUAUGGGGUUCUCUGUAUGAGGCCUUUCCUGGAGUGAUGAAGCACUUGCCAGGUCCUCACAACAAAAUGUUCAGCCACUACAACACAAUCCUAGACUUCAUUAGUCAGGAGGUAAAGAACCAUAAGAAGGACCUGGACCACAGCAGUCCUCGGGACUACAUUGAUGCUUUCAUCAUUGAAAUGGAGAAGCAGAAAGAGUCUGAUCUGGGCUUCACUGAGGACAAUCUGGCUCUGUGCUCUCUGGAUCUGUUUUUGGCUGGAACGGAAACAACCUCCACCACUUUGCUGUGGGCUUUGGUUUACCUCAUCAAAAACCCGGAUAUUCAGGACAAAGUCCAAGCAGAGAUAGACAGAGUUAUCGGACAGACCCGACAGCCCAGCAUGGCAGACAGACUCAACCUGCCGUACACCGAUGCUGUUAUUCACGAAGUCCAGAGGAUCGGAAACAUCGUUCCUCUUAAUGGACUCAGAAAGGCUGCCAAGGAUACAACUCUGGGUGGUUACUUCAUACCCAAGGGUACGUCCUUGAUGCCCAACCUGACCUCUGUGUUGUUUGACAAGACUGAAUGGGAGUCUCCAGAGACCUUUAACCCUGGACACUUCCUCGAUGCUGAGGGAAAGUUU